UUGAAGUUGUCAUAUUUUAUUUGUCAUUGUCAAUUGUCAUUUCAUCCAAACUUUGUUACUUGCAGUUUUGAGUUUGGAAGUUUUCAUUGCUAUUACAAGUUUCUUUUGUAUAAGUUUUAUAAAUAUUGUUAAUCGUUAACAUAGUCCUGUUUACAAAAUGUUUCUUACAAGAAGUGAAUACGAUAGGGGAGUCAAUACCUUUUCACCCGAAGGAAGAUUAUUUCAAGUAGAAUAUGCCAUAGAAGCUAUUAAGUUAGGAUCUACCGCUAUUGGAAUAUGCACCAGUGGUGGAGUAGUGCUUGCUGUAGAAAAACGCAUUACUUCCCCAUUAAUGGAACCUACUACGAUUGAGAAAAUUGUAGAAGUUGACAAACAUAUUGGAUGUGCGGUUUCAGGACUUAUGGCAGAUUCAAGGACUAUGAUAGAUAGAGCUCGUGUGGAAUGUCAGAAUCAUUGGUUUGUCUACAAUGAAAAUAUAAGUGUAGAAUCCUGUGCACAAGGUGUAUCAAAUUUGGCUAUUCAGUUCGGAGAUUCUGAUGAAGAUGGUGCAGCCAUGUCUAGACCUUUUGGAGUAGCAAUUUUGUUUGCUGGUAUAGAUGAAAAAGGACCUCAGUUGUACCAUAUGGAUCCAUCAGGAACAUUUGUUCAGUUUGACGCAAAGGCGAUAGGAUCAGGAUCCGAGGGUGCACAGCAAAGUUUACAGGAGGCAUAUCAUCGCAGUAUGACCCUGGAAGAAGCUACCACAACUGCUUUAACAAUUCUAAAACAAGUUAUGGAAGAAAAGUUGAAUUCUUCAAAUGUUGAGGUUAUGACUAUGACUCCAAAAGAUAUGUUCCACAUGUUCACAAAGGAACAAGUGGAAGAGGUAAUUGCUAAAUUGUCUUAACUUAGGAAGUAAGCUAAAUUUUGAAAAGGGUUAAUUUUAUAUAAGUUUUUUUCUUUAUAAAUACGAAUAAAAAAAUAAUAAUG
Molecule: messenger RNA, 969 nt
Organism: Diabrotica virgifera virgifera (western corn rootworm)
Lineage: Eukaryota; Metazoa; Arthropoda; Insecta; Coleoptera; Chrysomelidae
Gene: Prosalpha5
Product: proteasome subunit alpha type-5
Exons: 4
Coding region: 158-886 (242 amino acids)
Biological process (GO): proteasome-mediated ubiquitin-dependent protein catabolic process
Cellular component (GO): nucleus; proteasome core complex, alpha-subunit complex; proteasome core complex
Source: RefSeq, a predicted model, not a curated record